Molecule: messenger RNA, 999 nt
Organism: Bacillus rossius redtenbacheri
Lineage: Eukaryota; Metazoa; Arthropoda; Insecta; Phasmatodea; Bacillidae
Product: trypsin epsilon-like
Exons: 7
Coding region: 68-934 (288 amino acids)
Biological process (GO): proteolysis
Molecular function (GO): serine-type endopeptidase activity
Source: RefSeq, a predicted model, not a curated record
GUGAACCGAAGAUGCAAUAACAAACAGCAGCAGCUGUCGCUUUAAGACUGUGGCCGAGAUAACCGACAUGUCGCCAAGAGUGUUUGUGUUGCUGGCUCUACUGUGCUGUGGCAGCACUCUCCAUCUACACAAAGCCGAAGGACGUCUCAUAUACGAAAAAUCCUUAAAUAACACUCCAAUGAACAAAAUAUUGGGCGGCAGCGGAGCUGAGUAUGGAGAAUAUCCUUUCAUUGUGUCGCUGGAAUGGAAUGGCAUGCACAUCUGUGGAGGAUCAGUCAUAAGUAGCAACUGGCUGGUCACUGCUGCCCACUGCCUCAGAUCAUGGGCAGGCUUGGUGAUCCGCGCUGGUAGCAUGACCAAAGAGGAAGGGGGCACAGUGCACCAAGUGCUCGACGUCAUCCAGCAUUCCGAAUUCAACAUAAACCCGAUGUUUGACAGCGACAUCGCCCUUGUAAAGGUGAAAGAACCAUUCACAACCAACAAUUAUGUUCAGUAUGUGCACUUGGGGAAGAAGAGAGACAUCCCGCAAGAAGGGGACGAUGUCGUCGCAGCAGGAUGGGGAAUCACAUCCAGUAAUGGUCGUGGAGAAUCUAGCACAAACCUACUGGACGUGGCUUUGAAAAUAAUAAACAACGAUAACUGUGACUCUGCGCCAGGCAUUGAACGCAUUCGACGUAAUGGAUACGCGAUUGUAAAGAUCAACCACAACAUGAUUUGUGCCAUAGCAGACCACAAAGACACGACCAAGGGUGAUUCUGGAGGACCAUUAAUCAAGUAUAAGGAUGAUGGUAAAGAUCCGCUUUUGGUGGGAAUUGUGUCAUGGGGUGAAGGAAGUGGUCAGCUGGACAGCCCUGGAGUAUACAGCAAUGUGGCCAACUUCAUUGAGUGGAUCUACUUACACACCGUCUCAUUGCCAGGAAGAAGCAUGUUUUGAAUUUUUAUUUUUAUUUUUAUCUGAAACAUGUAAUAACCUAUUGUCAAAUAAAGUUUGAGCACAUA